Molecule: messenger RNA, 522 nt
Organism: Aspergillus aculeatinus CBS 121060
Lineage: Eukaryota; Fungi; Ascomycota; Eurotiomycetes; Eurotiales; Aspergillaceae
Exons: 1
Coding region: 1-522 (173 amino acids)
Source: RefSeq, a predicted model, not a curated record
AUGAAGCAAUUCAUGACCCUAAGCUUGGCCGCUUGCCUGGUGACUGGUGUUCUUACCCUCCCAACACCCGAUGUUGCUUCGGUCUCUACAACUCACGGCGCCAGCGACUGGAAGCGCGGUGACAACACCGUUGAAGGUGCCAGUGACUGGAAGCGCAGUGACAACACCGUUGAAGGUGCCAGUGACUGGAAGCGCAGUGACAACACCGUUGAAGGCGCCAGCGAUUGGAAGCGCGACUUUACUGUCGACGGAGCCAGCGACUGGAAGCGUGACGUUACUGUCGACGGAACGAGUGACUGGAAGCGUGCCAAUACCAUUGAAGGCGCCAGUGACUGGAAGCGCGGUGACAAUACCGUUGAUGGAGCCAGUGACUGGAGGCGCAGUGACAACACCGUUGAAGGCGCCAGCGAUUGGAAGCGUGACAACAUUGUUGAUCGAGCCAGCGAUUGGAAGCGUGACAACACUGUCGACGAAAGCGACUGGAAGCGUGACAACACUGUCGACGGAGCCAGCGACUGGUAG